AAGGAGGAACCCAAGAAGGAGGAACCCAAGAAGGAGGAACCCAAGAAGGUCGAGCCUAAGAAGGAGGCUGCUCCCUCAAAACCUGCGGCUGCUGCCCCCGCUGUCGAAUCCUUCUCUGCACCUGUCGCCUUCAGCCGCGAGGAGCGCAGCGUCAAGAUGAACCGCAUGCGCCAGACCAUCGCCAGACGUCUGAAGCAGUCUCAGGAGAACGCUGCCGCGCUCACCACCUUCAACGAGGUCGACAUGAGCAACCUGAUGAAGCUUCGCGCUACCUACAAGGAUGCUGUCCUGAAGAAGCACGACGUCAAGCUGGGCUUCAUGUCCGCAUUUGUGAAGGCAUCGUGCUACGCUCUCAAGGAGCUGCCCGCUGUUAACGCAAGAAUCGAGGGUGAGAACGUCAUCUACAACGACUACGUCGAUGUCUCAGUUGCUGUUGCCACCCCCAAGGGCCUUGUCACCCCCGUCAUCCGCAAUGCUGAGAGCCUUUCCUUUGUUGAGGUCGAGAAGACCAUUGCCCAGUACGGUGCCAAGGCUCGCGACGGUCAGAUCGCGAUUGAGGACUUGAGCGGCGGUACGUUCACUAUUUCGAACGGAGGUGUCUUUGGCUCGAUGAUGGGCACGCCUAUUAUCAACAUGCCCCAGAGUGCCAUCUUGGGCAUGCACGCAAUCAAGGAGAGACCCGUUGCCAUCAACGGCAAGGUUGAGAUCCGCCCUAUGAUGUACAUUGCCCUCACCUACGAUCACCGCAUUAUCGAUGGACGUGAGGCCACCACGUUCUUGGUCAAGCUCAAGGAGGUCAUUGAGGAUCCCGUCCGCCUGCUGUUGGAUGUUUAGAGUGUUGCGAUAUCUCGUUUUGCCCUCAUCGACUGUUUUUGCCGCCUUCCAACAUAGACAUCUAAUGAUCAACCGACCCUCCCAAAUACAACCAUACAACAUCUAUCUCAUUUCUCUCAUAACCACUUUACAAUGAAGAAAAAAAAAAAAAAA
This is a messenger RNA of Gamsiella multidivaricata, 987 nucleotides long. RefSeq lists its product as uncharacterized. Gene Ontology annotation, biological process: tricarboxylic acid cycle. Gene Ontology annotation, molecular function: dihydrolipoyllysine-residue succinyltransferase activity. The record is from RefSeq and is a predicted model, not a curated record. Bases 157 to 834 code for a protein of 225 amino acids. The transcript has a single exon. Gene Ontology annotation, cellular component: oxoglutarate dehydrogenase complex. NCBI's taxonomy places the organism in Eukaryota, Fungi, Mortierellomycota, Mortierellomycetes, Mortierellales, Mortierellaceae.